Molecule: messenger RNA, 2088 nt
Organism: Lodderomyces margitis
Lineage: Eukaryota; Fungi; Ascomycota; Pichiomycetes; Serinales; Debaryomycetaceae
Gene: LYS4
Product: homoaconitate hydratase
Exons: 1
Coding region: 1-2088 (695 amino acids)
Biological process (GO): L-lysine biosynthetic process
Molecular function (GO): homoaconitate hydratase activity; 4 iron, 4 sulfur cluster binding
Source: RefSeq, a predicted model, not a curated record
AUGAGGCUACAAUUCCACCGUUUUAUAUCCUCAUCAACCCCCUUACUCCGAGGAAAUGGUCAGAAUUUGACUGAAAAAAUUGUUCAAAAAUAUGCCGUCAAUUUACCACCUCAGAAACUAGUUCACACUGGUGAUUAUGUCACCAUCAAACCAGCACAUUGUAUGUCGCAUGAUAAUUCGUGGCCCGUAGCUACUAAAUUCAUGGGUUUAGGAGCGAAAAAGGUCAAAGAUAACCGACAAAUUGUUUGUACAUUGGAUCAUGAUGUUCAAAAUAAGACGGAAAAGAAUUUGACCAAGUAUGCCAAUAUUGAACGGUUUGCCAAGGAGCAAGGGAUUGAUUUCUACCCUGCUGGAAGAGGUAUUGGCCAUCAGAUCAUGAUUGAAGAAGGGUAUGCAUUUCCGUUGAAUUUGACGGUUGCUUCCGACUCGCACAGUAAUACGUAUGGAGGUAUUGGAUCUUUGGGUACGCCCAUUGUUCGUACUGAUGCCGCUAGUAUUUGGGCUACGGGUCAAACGUGGUGGCAAAUCCCACCGGUGGCUAAAGUCGAGUUGAAGGGACAGUUGCAGAAGGGAGUCACUGGAAAAGAUAUAAUUGUUGCAUUGUGUGGUGUUUUCAAUAACGAUGAAGUAUUGAAUCAUGCGAUUGAAUUUGUCGGCGAUGGGGUAGAGAACUUGUCUAUUGAUUAUCGUUUGACCAUUGCCAAUAUGACUACUGAAUGGGGGGCAUUGAGUGGACUUUUCCCCAUUGACGAUAAAUUGGUUGAGUUUUACGAAGGAAGAUUGAGCAAACUAGGUGCAAAUCAUCCAAGAAUUAACAAAGAAACUAUUGAGAAUUUGAAGCGUCACAGUUUGAAGAGUGAUGAUGAUGCAAAGUAUGCUAAACAUUUGGUCAUUGAUUUGAAUACGUUAUCGCCAUACGUGUCUGGGCCUAAUUCGGUCAAGGUUUCUAAUCCAUUAUCGAAAUUAUCUCAAGAAAACAUCCCUAUUAACAAAGCAUAUUUGGUAUCAUGUACCAAUUCGCGAUUGUCGGAUAUCCAAGCAGCUGCUGAUGUCUUGAAGGGACAUAAAGUGCACCCCGAUGUUGAGUUUUACGUUGCUGCUGCAUCCUCCUUGGUCCAAAAAGAUGCAGAGGCAGCGGGUGCGUGGCAAACUAUUAUUGACGCAGGUGCUAAACCAUUGCCAGCUGGGUGUGGUCCAUGUAUUGGAUUAGGAACUGGGUUAUUAAAGGAGGGUGAAGUUGGAAUCAGUGCUACUAAUCGUAAUUUCAAAGGUAGAAUGGGGUCUAAAGAUGCAUUGGCUUAUUUGGCUUCACCAGAAGUUGUUGCUGCUUCAGCUGUAUUGGGUAAAAUUGGUGCUCCGGAGGAAAUCAAUGGUAAGUCAGUCAACCCAUCACCAGAGAUUGUUAAAAGUAUCGAUCUUCCAAAAAGCACAUCAGGAGCAGAUAUUGCUGAAGAGCCAUUUAGUGAACAAGACGACGAGGCUGCUGCUGCCGGUGGAUCAGUGGAAGUCUUACCAGGAUUCCCCAAGUCUAUCCAAGGUGAACUUAUAUUAUGUAAUGCCGACAAUAUCAACACCGACGGAAUCUACCCCGGUAAGUACACUUACCAAGACGAUAUCUCGCGUGAACAGAUGGCUCAAGUAUGCAUGGAGAACUACGACCCUGAUUUCAACACUAAGACCAAAUCCGAUGACAUUAUAAUCAGUGGAUACAACUUCGGUACCGGUUCGUCGCGUGAACAAGCUGCUACAUGUAUUUUGGCAAGAGGGAUGAAGUUGGUUGUUGCUGGAUCGUUUGGUAAUAUUUUCAGUCGAAAUUCCAUCAACAAUGCAUUGUUGACGUUGGAAAUCCCCGAUUUGAUUGAAAAGUUGCGUGUCAAAUAUGCUGGCAACAGUGAGUUGACGAUUCGUACUGGUUGGUUUUUGAAGUGGGAUGUGACUAAGGCGUUGGUGACGGUGGCUGAUUUGGAAGGAGAGGUGAUUUUGCAACAGAAAGUGGGCGAAUUGGGUACUAAUUUACAGGACAUUAUUGUUAAAGGUGGAUUGGAAGGCUGGGUUAAGUCGGAAUUGCAAAAGGAGGGACAAUUGUAG